AUGCGGAGGGGCACGGGGCGGGGCCUCAGGCCGGAAGUCGGGCGGGACUUGGAGGGUCGGUUGCGGUUGAUUUGGGCCGUAGACUAUGGUAAUGGUCCCUCCUAUAAGCUCCGCCGGUACGUUCCCCCCCUAGGUGUCACCUAUGCCCAGCCUCAGAGUGCAUUCCAAGGAGGCAGAGAGGUUGAGCCCUCAGCUCCUGGACCAGCUCCUUGGGCUCCUGCAGCCCAAGCCUGUCUGAGUGACACUGCUGUGACCCACUCUGGAUCUUCAGUCUGUGGGCCUCUCUGCUGCCACGCUGUUAAAUUGGAAGCCAUCCACCCUCACCAUCAGCAGCUAGGUUGCAGUACUGAGGAGAAGACUUCUUAUCCCAAGGAGCACAUUUCUGAAGAUUUGGAGUCACAGGCAGUAAUACAACAAUCGUUUGUUGGUGAUGUUUCUCCGUCUCCUAAGUUUGGAGGGAUCACUGAUGGACUAUUAGAAAGUGGCUGAAAUGUCUCCGAAGCUGAGAGCCUGCUCCAGCCCCUCUACUGACAGGAAGACCUCACACCAAUGACCACGUUUCUGAAGAGCCCCUUAGGAGAGAAAGGUCUGAUUUGUAAGGGUUUCGACAAAAACUUCAGUUUGAGCCCAAGCCCAUUAGUGUGUCAGGAAGUCUCUACAGAAGAGAGGCCACAUCCAUACUCCACCUCAGAGAACAUUCAGCACAAUAGGGACCUAACUGGCCAGGAGGGGCUUCCUACACCUGAAAGCCCAUUCACAUGUCCUGAGUGUGGGAAGGCAUCCCGAGGAAACCUUGACCUCGCUUGGCAUCAGGGAGCCAACUCUGGAGAGAAGUCUUUAAUGUGUUUUGAAUGUGGAAAGUCCUUUAGCCAAAACUCUGUUCUUAAAAAACAGUGACAACCUUGCCUACCUGUGAAAGCCUACCAGUGUGGCAAGCGUACAAAAGUCCUUCCAGAGCACACAGACUUUGACAGGCAUCAGGUUCACCAGCACAGUGAAUAUUAUAUGUAUAACGGAUGUGGAAAAGCCUUCAGCCAGAACUCAAGCCUUAAAGAACACCAAAAGUCUCACAUGAUGGAGAAGCCUUAUGAAUGCGGUGAAUGUGGCAAGGCUUUUAGGUGGAGCUCAAACCUCACCCAGCAUCAAAGAAUCCAUUCUGAAGAAAAACCGUAUGUAUGCAGCCAGUGUGGAAGAGCCUUCAGGCGGAGCUCACACCUCACCAAACACCACAGGGUUCACACAGGUGAGAAGCCUUCCAAGUGCAGUGAGUGUGGGAAAGCCUUUAACCAGAGUGCACACCUCAGGAAGCAUCAGAGGGUUCACACUGGAGAGAAACCCUAUGAGUGUAGUGAGUGCGGCAAGUCUUUCAGCCGCAUCUCAAACCUCAUUAAGCAUCACAGGGUUCACACCGGAGAGAAGCCUUAUCCGUGCAGUGACUGUGGCAAAGCCUUUAGCCAGAGUUCUAGCCUCGUUCAGCAUCGGAGAAUUCACACUGGCGAGAAGCCUCACGUGUGCAGUGUGUGUGGGAAAGCCUUCAGUUACAGUUCUGUGCUCAGGAAGCACCAACUCACUCACACAGGGGAGAAGCCGUAUGGGUGCAGUGUCUGCGGGAAGGCCUUCAGCCACAGCUCGGCCCUCAUCCAGCAUGAGGGUGUGCACACUGGAGACAAGCCCUACGAGUGCCACGAGUGUGGGAAGACCUUCAGUCGGAGCUCCAACCUCAUCCUUCACCAUCGCGUCCACACUGGGGAAAAACCGUAUGAGUGUGCCGAGUGUGGGAAGACCUUCAGCCAGAACUCAACCCUCAUUCAGCACCAGAGGAUUCAUAAUGGCUUGAAACCUCAUGAAUGUAACCAAUGUGGCAAAGCCUUCAACCGAAGUUCAAAUCUCUUUCACCACCAGAAAGUGCACACUGGGGAGAGGCCCUACACGUGUGUUGAGUGUGGCAAGGGCUUCACCCAGAGCUCACAUCUCAUUCAACACCAAAUAACCCACACUGGUGAGAGGCCCUAUCAGUGCAGUGAGUGUGGCAGAGCCUUCAGCCAGCGUUCUGUCCUUAUCCAGCACCAAAGGACUCACACUGGACAGAAGCCCUACGCCUGCUCUGCUUGCGGGAAGGCUUACAGCCAGCACUCCAGGUUGGCUAAACACCAGUUGAUUCAUAAGGAGUAGCCCGGAGACUGGGAGGGGCGAAGCAGAGCCAUGGUUCCCCUGGUUCUUCUGGCCCUUGUUUCAGCUGUCCGCUCCCCAGACGGGUGGCCAGCUCACUGAUUACUGUGCCCAGCUGCCACAGAACCUGGGGCCUCCUUUGACCACCCUUCAGGGCUCUCCUGCUGUUGCUGCCACCACGUGGCCUCUCAUCUGCAUUGUGUUGUUUUUCUAACCCACAGACUCAUGUUGGUUAGAAGGAAAAGGUGGCAAAGGCUUUGUGAUCAGAGUUUGUUAUCGUAAUCAAAGGGUGUGAGGAUAGGUAAUGUGACCUUUUGGACUGGAAGUAACCUCAGGAAUUCUUUUGUUGUUUAGCACUCAGUCACAGGAAGUAGGCUUGGAUUCAGAGUCUCUUGUUGAUAGUUUGUUUGCAUAAGAACUAGAUUAGGGGUUUCAGAUCCCAUUGCCACCUUCCCUGGGGUAAUACAGCAGUUGCUGUCCCUCUCACCCGACAUCUUACACCAGAGCUCCCUGUAGUCCUGAGUUCUUGAGUCAGGUUAGCGUCCUCCUGCUCUGCAGAGCCUCUAGCACAGUCCUCCAGCUUCUGUGUCUCAGGAGCAGGACCCCAGAAGCACUUUCUUCAUGGCUCAUCUCUUCCACUUCAGGUUCCAGGCCAUCUUUCCACACAUGUGCCCAUCAUCAGUUUUGGAGUACUUCCUGUUCCGUCUCAGGCAGUCCUGAUAUCCAGAAUUGCACUCACACUGCUCCAUAGGAGGGUUUCUGGCACUUAGGUGAGAGCUAGCAUUAUUUAAGGACUUGUGCCGCUGCUUCCCAUCUGCCAACAAAAAGUCAUUUCCCUUUUCCUGGCAGAAGGGACACAUGGCUCCACGGACAUAUACCUGUGGCUGCAUAUGAGAGACUGUUCCACCCUCCAGGGUCCCUCAGCCCCUUCUCAACAGUUGUUAUACACAGCAAGGCUCCCAUGUGGCCUCCUGACCCUUCUCACCUCGACCCCAGCUCUCUUAUGCCCCCCAACACCUGUUGGUCUCAUUCCCUCUCCCCCUCUGUUCUGUUCUCUCUCUUGCUCUCCCUGUCUCCCCUGUUCUCUCCCUCUCUCACUUCCCUAGCCCUGGCCAUAUCCAGACUGCUUUCUCUUUCUCUCAGCUCUGGACUCCUCGAGAUGCCUCUUGACAGUUCCCUUUCUUAUGAACAAUAAAAUUCUCAUCCCUACUAA
This is a messenger RNA of Grammomys surdaster, 3382 nucleotides long. RefSeq names its product zinc finger protein 16 (gene Znf16). NCBI's taxonomy places the organism in Eukaryota, Metazoa, Chordata, Mammalia, Rodentia, Muridae. The record is from RefSeq and is a predicted model, not a curated record.